Messenger RNA from Protopolystoma xenopodis, 444 nucleotides. The record is from the annotation of a GenBank genome assembly. NCBI's taxonomy places the organism in Eukaryota, Metazoa, Platyhelminthes, Monogenea, Polystomatidea, Polystomatidae.
UUGGAAUCCCUCAACCGGCUUAGCCUCACAUGCCUUGCUUCUGAUCUUCGUGAGAUCUGGCAGGUUGCUCUUGAGGUGAGUGCAGUAUAUCGGCAUCGCCUGAUCCUUGGCCAUUGGUUGGCAUCCAAAGCCACAGGCUUCCACUGGUGUCAGCAACAGAUACAUCAACAUCGACAGCAAACUGAAAUGUGGCGGCCAAAUUCUUUUCUUCCCAAACCUAAACCACAACAUUCAAGCGCCAUCAAUUCUUUUCCACCUGGCUCCGUAGACUGUACGAAUCAGCAAGAACCUCAGAUGCCUACUGAAUCUCAAUUUGGUUGCUACCUUAAACCUAAUCCCGAGUCAACCUGUCCCUUAAAUCAACAGACGAGCUCAGAUUCACUCCGCAGUGACAGCCACUUGUCCCGUGAGCCAGUAUUUUUUAAUCGUACAUAUGAAGACUAA